UCAAACAAAUCGACCGACACCGACUCGUAGUCGUGUCGAAACGCUGUUUUUUCGGAGAAAAUUGUUAUAAUAUCAAACUUUACUUAAGAUAUUUUUUCUUAAAUCAAAUCAACAUGACUGAAACACCAGAGGUAGUAAAAAUCAACAAAUGGGAUGGUGCUGCGGCGAAAAAUGCUAUUGAUGAUGCGGUCAGAGAGGUGUUAACUGGGGAUCUGAAAUGUAAAGAGAGCUUUGCCCUAAUUGAUGGUCGCCUGUUCCUCUGUGCACUUGCUGUUGGUGUUGCCCUGUAUGCCCUGCUCUGGGACUAUUUAUACCCCUUCCCCCAGUCAAGACUGGUGCUAAUCAUUUGUGUGUCUUCCUACUUUGUGCUAAUGGGCAUUCUGACUUUGUACACAACAUUCAAAGAGAAGGGCAUAUUUGUUGUUGCCAAGGAGAAGGUUGGAAACAACACCAGAGUGUGGGAAGCCAGCUCAUAUGUGAAGAAACAUGACGACAAAUACAACUUGAUCCUGGUGCUCCGCGACACCAACGGCAAGUUCCGUGAAGCAUCCAUCAACAAGUCCUUCGCCAACUUCAUUGACACCAAUGGAACAGUAGUCCAAAACCUCGUACUUAACGAAGUAAAUAAGUUGUACAACUCUUUGUCCUCUGAGAAGAAGGAGAAGUAAUCUAAAGUUAAGAUCAAUGUGACUGCAAUUUCGUCUCAAUAAAUAAUUUGUAAU
Cydia fagiglandana is the source of this 722-nucleotide messenger RNA. RefSeq names its product signal peptidase complex subunit 2 (gene Spase25). Gene Ontology annotation, biological process: protein targeting to ER. Gene Ontology annotation, cellular component: membrane; signal peptidase complex. Lineage: Eukaryota; Metazoa; Arthropoda; Insecta; Lepidoptera; Tortricidae. Bases 114 to 668 code for a protein of 184 amino acids. The transcript is spliced from 5 exons. The record is from RefSeq and is a predicted model, not a curated record.